UCUCACUACAAGGAUAAUGAGGAAAAGACGGAGCUGGAAACGUCAGUGUAACUUGAAGUGAUGGAUACUAAGAGUGUUUGAGGAACCCAUACAUCUGACCCAAUGGCAAAGAAAGGCCGCGCCAAGGGCGAGAAGCCUGAAGCACUCAUCUCUGCCUUACAGGCAGCCAAUGAAGAUCUCAGGUCGAAAUUAACCGAUAUUCAAAUUGAACUGCAUCAAGAAAAAUGCAAGGUGACCAAGUUGGAGCGAGAAAAGGUGCAGGAAGGCAAGCGCAUUCGCGAACAGGAGCAGCAUCGGCAUACGGUGACGCUGACGGAGCAGCGGGCUCGCUGGCACGAGGAGAAGUUAAAGGAACUCGCAGCUCUGCGGGAAUCGCUAACACGGCAGCACGAGCAGGAGUUAGCACGUACCGCUAAGAUUAAAGAAGGUGAGAUCCAGCGUCUGCGGACUGCGCUUAGUGCACUGCGCGACGGCAGCGGCGAGAAAGUGCGCACUGCGCUAACGCUAGAGGCCCGAGAGGAAGCCCGCCGCUUCUUUGACCACGAGCGUGUCAAGCUGCUGCAAGAAAUAGCCGAGCUAAAAUCCUCCAAACGGCAGAAGGAUGAAGCACUUAAUACUAUAAUUUUAGCUGACAAGAUGAAGGCAGGUGACCUGCGCUCUGAACAUCAAGCGCACCAGGAGCAAAUUUCCAAGAUCAAGUGGGACAGUGAGCGAGAUAUUCGUCGACUGGUGGAUGAGAUCAAGGCAAAGGACCGGACGAUCUUCGCGCUGGAGAAAGAGCUGGAAACAGCGACAGGCUUCGUGCAGAAGCUGAUGCUGCAGAAGGAUGUGCUUGAUGAGCAGCUGUUUCUGGUGAAAGAGGCAGAAUGCAACCUGGGUAGCCCCAAAAGAGAGAUCCCCGGCCGCGCUGGAGAUGGAGCAGAGCACUGUGGGAGUCCGGACAUGAGAAGAAACCAGAAACGCAUGAGUGAACUCAAAGCCACCAUUCGUAAACUGGAGGACCGCAAUUCAAUCUUAGUGGAUGAAAGAAACGAGCUGUUGAAGCGUGUUCGAGAAACAGAGAAACAAUGCAAGCCGUUACUGGAGAAGAACAAAUUAUUAAGUAAGAAAAAUGAUGAACUCAGCCAUUCCCUUCAGAGGACGGAGGACAAACUUAAAUCCAUAACCAAGGAGAAUCUGGAAAUGAAGGAGAAGAUUACCUCCCAUCCUCCACUGAAGAAACUGAAGUCUCUGAAUGAUCUGGAUCAGGCCAAUGAUGAUCAAGAGAUUGAGUUCCUCAAGCUGCAGGUUCUCGAGCAGCAGAGCAUGAUCGAUGAGCUGACACGAGAUAGAGAAAAACUCUUGAGAAAGAAGAGGCAUAAACGAAGCAGACCUAUAAAGAGGCAUAUUGUUGUAGAUACAUUAUAUGGGUAUGAUGAAGAGUCCAUGGAUUCAGAAACUUCCUCCGUGGCUUCCCUGCGCAUGGAUCGAACCCCGGCUACUCCAGAUGAAGAUUUAGACGAGGGUCUUGCGGCUGAAGAGUCUGAAUUGCGCUUUAAGCAGCUGACACGGGAAUAUCAGGCUCUUCAAAGAGCCUAUGCUCUGCUGCAGGAGCAGAAAGGAGGUGUGCUGGAUGCUGAAAUGGAGGCUAAGGCUCAUGAGCAACUCCUGGCAGACGUUCAAAGGUAUAAAGCUAAAAUUGAAGACCUGGAAAACGAGCUCGGUUUAAAAGGACAGGACUCCAGAUGGGUGGAAGAGAAGCAACUGUUCCUCAGGCGCAAUCAAGAGCUGCUGGUGAAGGUUGAAAAGUCUGAGAAUGAAAACGGAAAGCUGCAGCAGGAGCUACAGGACUCUAAAGAUCAGAACGAACUCCUGGAGUUUCGCAUUCUUGAGCUGGAGGUUGAAAAGUCUGAGAAUGAAAACGGAAAGCUGCAGCAGGAGCUACAGGACUCUAAAGAUCAGAACGAACUCCUGGAGUUUCGCAUUCUUGAGCUGGAGAACUUGAGGAACGAGGAGCAGGUGGCCAUUAUUCAAGCCAGUACCGUGCUGUCGCUCGCUGAGAAGUGGAUUCAGCAAAUUGAAGGCACAGAAGCAGCUCUGCAUCAGAAGAUGAUGGACCUGGAGCUCGAGAUGGAGAUGUUCUGCAAACAGAAGGGUUAUCUGGAGGAGGAGCUGGACUACAGGAAGCAGGCGCUGGAUCAGGCCUAUAUGCAAAUCCAGGAGCUGGAGGCCACCCUGUACAACGCACUGCAGCAGGAUAAAGUCAUCAAAUAUGGAGAACCUCUGGACGAGCUGCAGAAGGACGAGUUACGCGCGGCUGUGGAGAAACUGCGCAGACAGAUGCUGCGGAAGAGCCGAGAAUAUGACUGUCAGGUGCUGCAGGAGAGGAUGGAGCUGCUCCAUCAGGCCCAUCAGAGGAUCAGAGACCUGGAGGAUAAGACUGACAUCCAGAGGAGACAGAUUAAAGAUCUAGAGGAGAAGUUUUUAUUUCUCUUUUUAUUCUUCUCUCUUGCCUUCAUUCUUUGGCCUUGAUGUCUGUGACAUCUCCUGCGGAGGAUCUGAAGCAACCUGGAGCUGUCGCAUGCAACUGCAGUCGUCCGGUUGCAGUGAAUCAAGGUGUAUUAGUGGCUGUUUUGUUUUGGUUGUGUAGAAGUGGGAAAGUCAGAGUUAAUGAUUAUAGACUACAUUGGGAUUAUCUGGAUUCAACCUCUGUGGAGGACCAGCACAGAACGCUUGAAAUCACACUUACAGAUCAAUAUAAGUGUGACAAAACAUAAUCAUCAACCCAAGUAGAGGAUUAUAAAUUAUCUCUGCCAUGCAGGGACCCGUCAUGACCACGUCUUUACUGCAUCUACUGCGACUGCUACCAACCAGAACCCACAGAUCUCUUUCUUUCUCACUCUGUCUGCUUGUCUGUCUGUCUGCCUCUCCUCCCACACACACUUUGGGAAAUUAGAAGCGAAAUGGACGCUUUUGCAGACACACACACACACACACACACACACACAUCCUCUCACAGGAGCUAUGGGUGCUGACUCAGGGCCUGUUUGUGAGGUGACUGUCGCAUCUCUGUUAUCAGGACCCUUAGGAGAGGUGUCUUCCUCACUGCCUGAAAACAGAAAGGAUAAAGAGACAGAUUGAGAGAGAAAGCGAGACCAUCCACACUAGCAGUUUUCGUUUACCCCUAGAAAGUUGAGUAGACUGAAAAACUAAUUCUGAGCAGCCUGGUUUUUACAUUUUUUUACAUUGGGCCUCAUUCCUCCAUCACAAGCGAAACGUUUUUGUAAAUCAUUCUUUAAAACAUUCUUAAGGUUUACGCAACAAAAGAAUUGUUGCACAGCUUGUGCAACUAAAACAAUUUUUAUGUAACAUGCUACAGUUUACGAAAGUCGUGAUGAAACGGAAGUAGCGACAGAACUUUUAUUAUGUAUUGUGACGUAC
Sinocyclocheilus rhinocerous is the source of this 3420-nucleotide messenger RNA. RefSeq names its product janus kinase and microtubule-interacting protein 2-like. The record is from RefSeq and is a predicted model, not a curated record. Bases 103 to 2511 code for a protein of 802 amino acids. Gene Ontology annotation, molecular function: kinase binding; microtubule binding. The transcript has 20 exons. NCBI's taxonomy places the organism in Eukaryota, Metazoa, Chordata, Actinopteri, Cypriniformes, Cyprinidae.